This is a messenger RNA of Vicia faba (fava bean), 861 nucleotides long. The record is from the annotation of a GenBank genome assembly. Lineage: Eukaryota; Viridiplantae; Streptophyta; Magnoliopsida; Fabales; Fabaceae.
AUGAGUCCAAAAUUCAUAUCUCGAAUCCUCCUUCUCCAUCUACUAUUAAUCACGAGUUUUUAUGAAACCGGAGCAAGAGAAUUGAUUGAAACAGAAAACAAACUCUUGGAUAUAUCACAAAAAGAACAGAAACAUCAUGAACAUAAUCAUAACCACAUGGACCCUUCUGUUAUGGUGUUCUUCACCUUACAAGAUUUAAAAGUUGGAAAAAGAAUGCAAAUUUAUUUUCCCAAAAGAAACCCUUCAACUUCCCCAAAGUUUUGGCCACGAGACAAAGCUGAUUCACUUCCCUUUUCGUUAAACAAACUCCAAACCCUUCUUGAAAUCUUCUCUUUCUCUCAAGAUUCUCCACAAGCCAAAGCAAUGGUAGACACACUCAAAGAAUGCGAGAGUAAACCGAUCCAAGGUGAAGUCAAAUUCUGCGCGACUUCUUUGGAAUCUAUGCUAGAUUUCACUCAAAGAAGUCUUGGUUCUUCCAAUGAUCUUGGAGUUUAUGCAACUUCGCAUUUAACCAAAUCAAGUGUGACUUUCCAAAACUACACAACAUUAGAAAAUAUUGUUCGGAUUUCAGCUCCGAAGAUGGUGGCAUGUCACACUAUGCCUUACCCUUAUGCUGUUUUCUACUGUCAUAGUCAAGAGAGUGAGAAUAGGUUAUAUAGAGUUUCGCUUGUAGGUGAUAAUGGUGAUAUGGUUGAAGCUAUGGUUGUUUGUCAUAUGGAUACUUCUCAUUGGGGGCAUGGUCAUGUUUCGUUUCAGGUUCUAGGUGUUGCGCCAGGAAGUUCUAAUGUGUGUCACUUUUUUCCUGCUGAUAAUUUCAUCUGGGUUCCAAAACUGCAAGAUCGCAGUGCUUCGGCUAUGUGA